AUGACACGAGCCGCUGCUCCACCGAUACUCUUGCAGCUGCGCAGCUCGGAGUCCGUCUCCGAGCAGGUGGUUUCCCUGCGGACUCUCAAGAAUGAGUUGAUCGGUCAUGAUCAGCGCAAGGAAGCCUAUGUGGCCGGAGGGAUCAUUCCUGCGCUGGCACAAGUGCUUGCACUGCGUCGGCCGGGGAAAGCUGCAGCUGCAGAGUCAAACGGAUCCGCAAUAAGCCAGGCUAGAUCUUACCAAUCUUCAGAAGAAUCUGAGGCCUGUCUCCAGGCAAUUCUCAUUGUUGGAAGUUUGGCACAAGGUGGCCCAACCUUCCUUGCUCCAAUCUUCGCCAGCGACAUUAUUCCAACUCUCCUAACUAUCCUAUCUUCUCCGGAUUGCCCGUCGACCUUCUCUCUUCCGAUUCUUCGACUCCUGAACACAAUUGCUGACAGAUUGCCCUUGCAGAGUCAAGAGCAAUGGCCUCGAGACACCCGCCUGGCAGACAUGGUCUUGUCGCCGGAGAACAUCGGCGCUUUGAGACGGAUUGUGGCCCAAGAGUACAGCACUACGCGCAGCCAGACCUGCAUUGAACUAGCAGCUUCCUUGAUUGGGAAGUUAUGCACGGAAGAGAUUCAUAAGACGGAUUUGGCGGAAUGUGGGGUACUGGAUGCUCUAGCUGUCAAAAUUGCCUCCUUCGUCGUGGCCCAAGGCUUCGUUCUACCUGGCGCCGAGGAUCAUCUGCAGGAGCCGGGUGCAUUGGGGGAUAUCCCACCACCUGCCCCAGCAUCUGCGCGGCUAGCACCCAUUCUUCGUGCCGUGACGGUGAUUAUUGAACAGUCCAAGUGGAGAGCUGAGCAUUUCCUCUCCUCUCCAGGAAUUGUGACCGUUUUCCCGAAACAGGUCCCUGGGUUUGCUUCCGUUGAUAUCAAGAAAGGCCCCUGGGGGUCUACCUACUUCUCGGGAUCUGCAGUGCCGCGCCACCACGGUGGAAACCCAGUCGAUAGCCUGCUACCCUCGGUGCCUCUUGCGCACGUCAAAUCAUCCCCCAGCUCGGCCAACUUUCCACCUCUUGGCAACGCAGGCUCACAACGCCGUAGCAGCCACUCUUUCCCAACACCGUUUUCGCUGGCCGAAACACCUGCUCCGGAAGAAGAUGAAAACUCGAUUGUGCCAUGGCUGCUGUGCAUUAUUCGCUCGGAAGGUGGCAUGGUGCGACUGAUGGCUGCUCGUCUGGUGACAGUCCUCUUCCGCCUGGGACUCGCGAAAAAGCACCGUGUUCCUAUGUUCAGUUACCUGCUCGUUCCAAUCCUCAUUCGGAUGCUGGACAAGGACUUUCAAUUGCCGCAAGAGAACGGUACCAGUGAAGAUGGGCUUAUCACGGCGACUCAGCACUUGAAGGAGGAGGCCCCGGCUGUGCUCGCCAACUUGGUGAUGGAUGACCAAGAGCUACAGAGGCAUGCGGUGGAAGGAAGUGCGCUCAAGCGACUAUCGCAACUUCUCAAGGAGACCUACAAUCCGGUUCCAGAAAGCUCCCGGCCGAUGUGGUACCCGGAGGGAGACAGCCCAGCCCUUGAUCCUGAGUCAAUGGCGCCUGAGUGCCGGCUCGGACCACCUGGGUACUCUCCCAUAUUGUGCCAUGUUAUGCGAUACCGUGAAAGUAUUCUGAAGGCCCUGGCGGCCCUGGUGCCGUUCAAAGAUGAAUAUCGCAAAGCGGUCUGUGAGAACGGUGUGGUUCCUUACAUCAUUGACUCCCUCAAGCCACGACCAAGUGAUGCACCGGCUGAUGCCGUGUUGAUGCCCAAGAACACAGCUGCCGACGGUAAUCCAACUCCGACACUCUUGGCUGCCUGUGGCGCAGCUCGGAUGUUGACGCGAUCGGUUAGCGUCUUGAGGACCAGUCUCAUUGAUGCUGGAGUCGCUCAGCCGCUGUUCGUACUGAUUCGGCACCACGACCUUGAAGUGCAGAUUGCGGCUACGGCAGCGAUUUGUAACUUGGCGUUGGAUUUCAGUCCCAUGAAAGAGGCAAUCAUCUCAGCCGACAUCAUUCCAACGCUGUGCGAGCAUGCUCAGUCAUCCAACACCAAGCUGAGAAUUGAAUCAUUAUGGGCGCUCAAGCAUGUUGUUUACAACACACCAAACGACAUCAAAAUGAAAGUCGUCGAGGCACUGGGUCCCUCGUGGAUCCGCCAGGUCAUCACCCAAGACCCAGUCAUCGCCUUGACCAGACGUGGAAUGGAAGAUGAAGCAGACCAAGCCUCGGGAAUUGCCAUGGGUCGGGUCAAUUCUGCUGGCGAACAGGUUGACAUCCUCAACCCCAUGGAGGACGUCGGUGAGCCGUCAGAAGAUUUCAAAAUGACCGAUACCAUGCCACCAUCGAAGAUGAGCCUGGACAUGUUCCUCCCAGACGCAAGGCGUCGACGUAGAUUAGUUCUACAUGGCAACUUGGAACAGUCCACCCAGUCUCGCCAAGACGACAUCGCCGUCCAAGAACAGACCUUCGACUUGUUGCGCAACAUCAUUUGCGGCGGGGGCGCAAACGAGAUGAUCGACUAUCUCUUCAAGGAACUUGGAGAAACCGAGCUACUGGAUGCGCUAGCCAACAAACUGCGCCCGCGCACAAUCCAACUCCAGCACCGCCGCGAAUCUCCCACUCUGUCUCUGAGCGUGCCCAAUGAGAUCCUGAUCUCGGCCAGUGCAAUGAUCAUCCACAUAGCCGCAGGUCUUCCGCGGCACCGAGCAGUACUCAUGUCCCACGAUAAUUUACUGCGAUCGCUCACGAACUACUUCAAUCACUCCCACCGGGAUGUGCGAGCCAACUGCGUCUGGGUGGUGAUUAACCUGAUCUACGAAGAGGACCAGAGCGACCACGAGGGAUGCCGGGCACGAGCCUCGAGACUCAAAACACUCGGGGUCACUGACAAGUUGGCUAGUCUCCAAGAUGACUCGGAUCUGGAUAUCAAGGAGCGCACCAAGACGGCAGUGCAUCUGCUGAACUCGCUGUUGGCGCCAUAG
Messenger RNA from Penicillium cinerascens, 2997 nucleotides. Its product is annotated as armadillo repeat protein. NCBI's taxonomy places the organism in Eukaryota, Fungi, Ascomycota, Eurotiomycetes, Eurotiales, Aspergillaceae. Gene Ontology annotation, molecular function: protein binding. Gene Ontology annotation, cellular component: GID complex. The record is from RefSeq and is a predicted model, not a curated record. Gene Ontology annotation, biological process: proteasome-mediated ubiquitin-dependent protein catabolic process. Bases 1 to 2997 code for a protein of 998 amino acids. The transcript has 3 exons.